UAAUGAUCGUUUAGUUGGUUAGUAAACGCCGGAACGUCAAGCGGUCAGAAGCAGAUCAACGGCACGACAGCAUGAAGAGCUUGUUACUCGUUUUAUGUCACACGGUAAUCGUGCUGCUGCUGUUGGUGAUGGACGUGUCUGGCCAGAACAAUACACUACUGGUGCAUCCCUGCGAUCCUGGUACGGAGGCGUUCGUCUGUUCGGUAGCGAGUUUCGUGUACAAUACCGGCAAACAGCAGCAUUCGAAAUUGAUUCACACAGGCGACAAUCGUAAUGUGCGGCUAGGCUUUCCGGAUUCAAAAAUACCUUACGUGCUCAGAAGUCGAGGCGACCCCACCAUCCCCACUUACGAUGCCAAACUGCACGAGGAACUCAAUCGGCCUCCAGCCGUGCAAGUAUCACUGGCGCGAAUGCGUAAGCUAGAAAUUCCGAUGGACUUGCAGUACGGUGACUUUACCCAAAACAGGAUCGUGGAGGUGAUCGCUCCGGAACCGGCCGAUUCGGGCUCACAGUAUGCCCUUCGUUAUCUUGAUUUGUCCAGAAAUUCGUUAAGCGAUAUGGAAAAGCUACAUGUGCUCGUGAAUCUGGAAACGCUUAUACUGGCGUACAACUUCCUGGAAACGCUGGAAAACACGGUGUUCAGAGGCAUGCACAACCUCACCACGCUCAUACUGUCGGGGAACGGAUUCGAAGAGUUGGAUCUCGCAAUACUCCCACCCUCGUUGGUGUGGCUGUGGGUGGACGGAUGCUAUAUACGAACACUAAGCUUGGAAGGGGCACAUCUACCGGCGCUGGAAAAACUUGCGGCGAUUGAUAAUAACCUGCAUUCUCUGAACGUCACUAUGCUGCAAACUGUGGCACCGAAUCUAGAGGAAAUAUUCCUGUCGGAAAACGUAUUCAACAAGAAAACGAUUGACGCCUUGCAUGUUGCAUUGGACCAAGCCGGUAUCGCGCAUGAUGGAUUUGAAACGUAUGGCGAUCUUUUGCGUAUUCAUUAUCCGGAAUUGCAUAACGACAUGUCCGAUAUCCAAGAACAUCUGGAAUCGUGGGACGCAAUCAUAAGCAUCAUGGCGGUUGUGUUGAACUUGUUGUGCAUUUUCGGUUGGGUUGGGUAUCGCGUUUGGCAGACGAAAAGGCAACGCGGGCAGUUUAAUGUGGCUUAAACGGGAAUCUAGUAUUCCAUUGUCUGAACCAAGUCAACUCGCUGAUUUGUUAAACCACCGAUUGCUGCGACCCCCAUUUUAACGUGUCCCGUCAUCACAAUAGUUAAUAAACGAACGCCAUCUUAAUGAUAGUGAUGCUUA
Anopheles darlingi is the source of this 1304-nucleotide messenger RNA. RefSeq lists its product as uncharacterized. NCBI's taxonomy places the organism in Eukaryota, Metazoa, Arthropoda, Insecta, Diptera, Culicidae. The record is from RefSeq and is a predicted model, not a curated record. The transcript is spliced from 2 exons. Gene Ontology annotation, molecular function: protein binding. Bases 72 to 1163 code for a protein of 363 amino acids.